AUGCCGGGACCCCACACAAGGCCCACGCCCCACGCCCCCUUCCUGCAGGAUAUCCGGUUUAGGGAGCGGAGCUCGGCGCGGGGCGCUGUCCGCGGCUCCAGUGAGCCCUACAAGACGGAGGAAGCCGAGGCCAAUGGCUACAGCAGCGGCGGCCACAGCCCAAGUGCGGACAGCGGGGAUGAGGGCGCCGCGGCAGCGGCCAAGCCCAAGCGGAAGCGCACAGGCUCCGACUCCAAGUCAGGGAAGCCGCGGCGUGCGCGCACUGCCUUCACCUACGAGCAGCUCGUGGCGCUGGAGAACAAGUUCAAGGCCACACGCUACCUCUCUGUGUGUGAGCGCCUCAACCUGGCGCUGUCGCUCAGCCUCACCGAGACGCAAGUGAAGAUCUGGUUCCAGAACCGCCGGACAAAGUGGAAGAAGCAGAACCCGGGUGCCGACACCAGCGCGCCAACCGGCGGCGGCGGGGCUGGCGGGCUGGUGUGCGCCGCGCAGCUGCCCUUCCUCUCGGGCCCGGCUGUGCUGUCCCCCUUCGUGCUGGGCUCUCAGACCUACGGCGCACCCGCUUUCUACGCACCGCACCUCUGAGCCGGGCCGGAUGCGAGGUGGGAAGAGAGGGGCGCUUCACCGCUCAUCCUGCGGAUCGGAUCCAGGGCGAUCCUGCACUCGGCCGUGCCAAGGAAGAGCUAAUUUC
Molecule: messenger RNA, 691 nt
Organism: Fukomys damarensis (Damara mole-rat)
Lineage: Eukaryota; Metazoa; Chordata; Mammalia; Rodentia; Bathyergidae
Gene: Nkx1-1
Product: NK1 homeobox 1
Exons: 4
Coding region: 1-585 (194 amino acids)
Biological process (GO): regulation of transcription by RNA polymerase II; cell differentiation
Cellular component (GO): nucleus
Molecular function (GO): DNA-binding transcription factor activity, RNA polymerase II-specific; RNA polymerase II cis-regulatory region sequence-specific DNA binding
Source: RefSeq, a predicted model, not a curated record